Chironomus riparius is the source of this 584-nucleotide messenger RNA. NCBI's taxonomy places the organism in Eukaryota, Metazoa, Arthropoda, Insecta, Diptera, Chironomidae. The record is from the annotation of a GenBank genome assembly.
AGUAAGAUACGAAGUUUUACAGAAUGAGGAAGUUUACAUUUUUGGUAAUUUUAGCUACAUUGUGCGCUGUGGGUCAUUCCCUUGAAGUGAAAUCAUGCUCAUCAUCUCUAAAAGCUCCAAAAAGUGUGACUUUCAAAGGUUGUGAAAAGAUGCCAUGUAAAUUCCGUAAAGGCAGUGAUUUAACAGCAGAAAUCAGAUUUAAAGCUAGUGAGACGACUAAAACUUUAACUCCACAAUUGUCUGCAAAAGUUUGGACCCUCAAAGUUCCAAUUAAUCUACCGGUAGAGCAUCAAAAUGGAUGUGCUCACUUGAAGGAAGGAAAGUGUCCAUUAAAUGUUAAUGACGAAGCCGUUUAUUACGUCGAAGCACCAAUUAAGAGCAGUUAUCCAUCAAUGAAGACAGAAAUUGAAGUCAAUUUAGUUGGUGACAAUAAAAAGUCUCACAUGUGCUUCAGAAUUGAUGCUCAACUUGUCUAGUUAUUAUUUUGGGGGAAAAACUACUUAUCUAAGCAAAAUAAAAGAUAAUAAAAUCGAACAAACUAUAAUAUUAAAAAUUAUUACUUGGUCUUGCUGCCUCUUGAUGAC